Aethina tumida (small hive beetle) is the source of this 1495-nucleotide messenger RNA. RefSeq names its product endoplasmic reticulum lectin 1. Lineage: Eukaryota; Metazoa; Arthropoda; Insecta; Coleoptera; Nitidulidae. Gene Ontology annotation, cellular component: endoplasmic reticulum lumen. The coding region runs from base 88 to 1461 and encodes 457 amino acids. The transcript has a single exon. The record is from RefSeq and is a predicted model, not a curated record. Gene Ontology annotation, biological process: endoplasmic reticulum unfolded protein response; retrograde protein transport, ER to cytosol.
GACAUUUAAUCAAUCCAAUCCGGGGUUGUCACGUCAUGGCAGUUUUAAAUAUUAAUUGAAGAUGUCCAAGCUGAAGUCACAAUAAAAAUGUGUUCGUGGUGGUUAUUUUUCACUUUAAAAUUAUUAGUGUUUGCCCGUGCACAACAAGAUCUGAAGGGCUUCGAUGAUACGGUGCUGUUUGAUAUCGCUUGGCCAGGGAGUAAAUUUGAGGAGGAUAUCACUAACAACGAACAAAUUAUUGUCACAUCAUCUGAUCAGGAGAAAUAUCGCUGUAUAUUACCUAGCAUCCAACAGAAAGAAACACAAGAAGAUGAGAAAUAUGAUGGUCCAACAGCUUUAGAAUUAAUUGCACCAUUAUUUACACAGUCAUCAUGUUCAUACAGAAUUGAAUCGUACUGGACCUAUGAAGUCUGUCAUGGAAGAUUUAUAAGGCAGUACCAUGAGGAUAGGGAAGGUAAAAAAGUGAAACUUCAAGAAUACAAAUUGGGACAGUGGGACAGUAAAUCUUUUGAUAAGCUUCUCAGUAACAUGAAACUAGAGGAACAAGACAAAAAUCAUCAAAUUCCAUUGAAAAAAAUUGAUAAUGUGAAUCUGCCUUAUCUGGAAGUUGUGAUGGAUAAUGGAACCCUUUGUGAUUUAAAUGAAAACAAACCUCGACUCACCAAAGUUUUGUAUGUAUGUUACAUCCAUGGAAAAAAUGAAGUUUAUUCUUUGAAAGAAACGUCGACAUGCCAGUAUGAGAUCAUCAUCUUGUCACCUCUUCUAUGCAUCCAUCCAAAAUAUAAACCAAAAGAAACUGGAGAAAAUAAAAUUAAUUGCAUACCUCUUGAUGGUAGUGGUGACAAACCUUAUAGCUUACUAAAAAUGAAGGCUGAAAGUGCUAAGUUAAGGAGAAACACAGACUUUGACCGUAUUAAAGUAGAAUUCAUAAAAGAUUCUGUGAAACAGUCCACAAAGAAGCCAGUCAUGGAUUCAUCACCAGUGAAAAAUUUUUUGUCAGGAAAAAAUUGUUUGAAUGGUGGAACAGGUUGGUGGAAAUAUGAAUUUUGCUAUGGAAAGUCUGUGGAACAGUAUCACACUGAAAAGGAUGGGACAAAAAGCUCAAUAAAACUGGGAGUUUUUGAUAAAGCAGCCCAUCUUGAAUGGAUCAAAACACAUCCCCACAAGAAACCAAAACCUGUGGGUGAAAGAAAACAGCUGUCACAUUUUUAUUCGAAUGGAGAGAUUUGUGACAAAACAGGAAAACCUAGACAGACUGAAGUUAAACUGAAGUGCUUGGAUACUACUAGUCUUAGUGCUGUGUCGCUGUAUUUGCUUGAACCUAGAUAUUGUGAAUAUAUUUUGGGUGUUGAGUCGCCAUUAAUUUGUGACAUUUUGGCCGCUGCAGAUGAAAAUGGACUUGUUGAGGAUAACAGUGAUGUAACAGAUAAUGAUGAAACUGCUGUAAAUAUAAGACUAUAAUUUUUUUUAAUAUAUUUUGUUUUGUUUCUAAAAA